Messenger RNA from Lagenorhynchus albirostris (white-beaked dolphin), 2207 nucleotides. RefSeq names its product paraneoplastic antigen-like protein 5. The transcript has 2 exons. Bases 862 to 2205 code for a protein of 447 amino acids. The record is from RefSeq and is a predicted model, not a curated record. Lineage: Eukaryota; Metazoa; Chordata; Mammalia; Artiodactyla; Delphinidae.
CAGCAUGGUGAACGGCUGUGACGUAGACCUAUGUCGGGAGAGGCUUCUGUAACUUCCUGGCAAAAAGCCGGAGGGGUGGGGUUGCCUGCCAGGGUUUCCAGGGUCUGCAGGGUGGGGUCACACCUAGGGUGAGGGUUGUCUGUUUCAGCAGUGUGGCACUGUAGACCCUUUUUGGGUCCCUUUUCUGUCCCUGAUUCUAGCUUCCACACAGUUUGAAACGGUAGGCUACUGUUUUUCAGCACGUGAUCCUUGCCGCCACCCCCCAUGUCCCCUCCCCUCCAGCGACAACAGGACACUUGUUUGGUUGGAGGCCAGUGACAUCCCCUGUUGCUCCUUAACCUUUACCACAUAGCACCCCUCUGCGAUGGAAACCCAUGGUCCCCGCCGUUCUCAGUAUCCACGGCAACACUGCAGCUUGUCACACGUUCUCCACACCCACCAGUUUCAUUGCCUUGUGCAGAGAGAGAUCCAACCGUCUUUCUCAUUUGUCAGACAUUCUCUGAGAAAGGAGGGAACUCACAUCUCCGUCCUCCAACCUUUGCCCCAGAGAAGUGGGUACCAGGUGCCCUGGGCCUGAACAGCCCUGAGGCAGGGAGUGGGACAGCCUGCUGUCCUCUCCCGUUUGGCGGGCUUUGUCAGGCCCCUCCUCCUGACGCUGACCUUUUCACCACAGGCACCUGCAGUACACACAGAGGAGUCCUUGGACUUUGAGGAGGAGUGCACGGCAAGCCGAGGCUGUGCAAACCCGGAACGAUUCUGCCUCCAUACUCGGCGUUGACUCAGAAUUCCCUGAGUCCCGGUCCAACUCUGUGAGCUGCCUACUGCCCCUAGUGUUAGAUCAGUCCAUAGAUAGUGGGAGCAAUGCCUGUGAAUCUGUUGGAGGAUUGGUGCAAAGGCAUGGACCUGGACCCCAGGAAGGCCCUGCUGAUCGUGGGCAUUCCUGUGGAGUGUAGUGAAGAGGAAAUUAAAGAGACCCUGAAGGCGGGCUUACAGCCACUGUGUGCCUACGGGGUGCUGGGCAGAAUGUUCAGAAGGGAAGACAGCUCUAAGGCAGUUCUCAUUGGAUUGGCCGACCAGGUCAAUUACGCUACGGUGCCGAGUCAGAUCCCAGGAAAGGGAGGUACCUGGGAAGUGGUGGUGAAGCCCCGUAGCCCGGAUGAUGAACUUAUCAACAGACUGAACCACUUCCUGAAAGCUGAGGGCCGGAGAAUGGUAGAUGUGGUCAAAACCCUGGGGUAUAGCACUCGCCCCGAGCAGGGACAGCCAAAAGGCUUGGCCCAAGUCAGGCCGCCAGACCCGCAGCCUCUGCAAGAAAGCAUGUGGUACCGAAAACUGAAGGUGUUUUCGGGAAGCACUUCCCCAGGCCCGGGCGAAGAGAACUUUGAAGCCUGGCUAGAGCAGGUGACUCAGAUGAUGCAGAUGUGGCGGGUGUCUGAGGUAGAGAAGCAGCGGCGUUUGCUGGAGAGCUUGCGCGGCCCCGCCCUGUCCAUCGUGCGGAUGCUCCGGGCCAACAGUGGCUCCAUGACCGUGGCGCAGUGCCUGGACGCCCUGAAGCAGAUCUUCGGGAAUAAAGAGAACUAUAGAACCGCACGCUUUCAGUUGCUCCAGACCUUGCAGAAGCCCGGAGAGAAAGUCUCUGCCUUCUUGCUACGGCUAGAGCCCGUGCUGCAGAACGCUGUGCGGCACAGCCCCUUGCCGGUGAGAAGCGCAGACAUGAUUCGCCUGAAAUACAUCCUAGCCCAGGCCCACGUGAGCACCGGCCUCCGGGACAAGCUCAUGGUCUUGGAUCAGCGAGGCUGUGCGCCCCCCUUCCUGGAGUUGAUGCAGCUCGUUCGAGACGUGGAGGAGUGGCAGACCGCCGCGGCAGUGACCAGGGAGAAGCAGAGGCAGGUAGGAGGGGGCCACAGGGCCUCUGGCACCCAGGUAGUGGCAGAAACCAGAGUCCCGGUCCGUCCGGUCAUGGUGCGGGCAGGGCGGUUCCAUGACAGCAGCACUCAGACCGUCCAGGAAGGGGCUACCCUGUCACUGAAGCGCAAGCGGGUGCCACGCUGCCGCGAGACUGGGGAGGAAGGCCACAGCCAGGCCGCGUGUCCUAGGGCCGAGGACCAGCCCCCGGCAAAGCAGGCGCCUCAGCCCGCAGCAGAAGAGUCGGGAAACGAGAUGCGGGCUGGGGCCGGGAGCCACCCCAGGCCCCAGGAAGCAUAGGC